GAUAGAUCGAUUAAUAAUUAAUGGGGUCUGUCCCUCCUCGUAUAGUGGAAGACUGCCUUGGAAUUGUCCAGGUGUUCAGCGACGGCUCCAUUUCCCGGUGCCACGACAACGAUAUCAACUUCCCGAUGAAGGUCCAGGACGACGGCUCCGCCGUGUGGAAGGACUGUCCGUACGACAAGAAGAACAGCCUCCACCUCCGCCUCUACAGGCCAGCAACUGCUGCCGGACCUCCGGCGCCGCCGAAGCUCCCGGUUCUCUACUUCUUCCACGGCGGGGGUUUCUGCGUCGGCUCCCGGACCUGGCCCAACUGCCACAACUUCUGCCUCCGCCUCGCCUCCGUGCUGCAAGUGAUGGUGGUGGCGCCGGACUAUCGCCUAGCCCCGGAGCACAGGCUCCCGGCCGCCGUGGAGGACGCGUUGACCGCCGUUAAGUGGCUUCAAAUUCAGGCCCUCCUCGGCAGCGGCGCCGAUGAGUGGCUGCGGGACGGAUUGGUGGAUUUUGACCGUGUCAUUGUAAUCGGCGAUUCCUCUGGCGGGAACCUGGCCCACCAACUGGCUCUGGAGUUCGGGUCCGGGUCUCCGGUUCUGCACCCGGUCCGGAUCCGUGGGUACGUUCUGAUGGCCCCCUUUUUCGGCGGGACUGUGAGAACAAAGUCUGAAGCAGGACCGCCAGAAGACUUCCUCAAUUUGGAUAUUCUUGACAGGUUCUGGAGACUGUCGCUGCCAGAAGGAGAGACGGCGGAUCAUCCGCUGGCGAACCCAUCGAGCGGCGGCAGCGGAAGCUUAUUGCUGUCGAGCAGCCGGAUGCUGGUUGUGGUCGGGGAGCGCGAAGUGAUGCGGGACAGAAUCCAUAACUAUUACAAGACCCUAGAACUACUCAAAGACAAAGACAAAGACAAAGACAACGACAAAGAGUACGUGGAGUUCCCAGGGCAGCAGCACGGCUUCUACCUCACUUCCCCAUUCUCCCCCGCCACCCAACACCUUCUCCGCCAUCUUCGUCGCUUCCUCAACGCUACCUAAUACUUCAUUUGCCCAUUCUCUAUCACAUGAUUAUUAAUUAUUGUAAUUAAUGUUGUAUCUAUGUAUGUAUGUCGUCCUUGUGCGUGCUGUCAACUUAUUGCACAUGCAUGCCUUAAUUUGUUGUCGGACAGUCAGUCAGUUAAGUCAUUGUACUUAUAAUCGGGAGUUUAAUUCAUGCUGUAGCUUUCAUCUCCUUGAACGAGCUAGCUAGGUCUCUUUGAUUUACAUUAAUUAAUUAGAUGCCAAAUGAUCUGUAAUAGAAUUUGUUGGCCUGGAAAAUUUAUUUCUGGCCUUUGAACUCCUUACAGAGAAGAACAGGUUGGCUCUCGGCUAACUCAACACAAGGUUUUACAUAGUAUAUGUUA
This is a messenger RNA of Andrographis paniculata, 1387 nucleotides long. RefSeq names its product probable carboxylesterase 15. The coding region runs from base 21 to 1022 and encodes 333 amino acids. The transcript is spliced from 2 exons. Gene Ontology annotation, molecular function: hydrolase activity. Lineage: Eukaryota; Viridiplantae; Streptophyta; Magnoliopsida; Lamiales; Acanthaceae. The record is from RefSeq and is a predicted model, not a curated record.